Messenger RNA from Macadamia integrifolia, 825 nucleotides. RefSeq names its product transcription factor bHLH130-like. The transcript has 4 exons. NCBI's taxonomy places the organism in Eukaryota, Viridiplantae, Streptophyta, Magnoliopsida, Proteales, Proteaceae. Gene Ontology annotation, cellular component: nucleus. The record is from RefSeq and is a predicted model, not a curated record. Gene Ontology annotation, biological process: regulation of transcription by RNA polymerase II. The coding region runs from base 142 to 423 and encodes 93 amino acids. Gene Ontology annotation, molecular function: DNA-binding transcription factor activity, RNA polymerase II-specific; protein dimerization activity; RNA polymerase II cis-regulatory region sequence-specific DNA binding.
AUAAUCAUCAAUUGAAGAUCAAAUCCCUCUUUAUUUUGUUCAUUUUUUUUUCCUGAUUGUGUUAUUUCUCAGAAUGGAGAAGUAGGGAAUCGUCCUCCUGGUUUGACCCAUCAUUUUAGUUUACCAAAGACCUCCGCAGAGAUGGCUGCCAUGGAUAAGUAUUUACAGUUUCAAGAAUCUGUUCCUUGUAAGACACGAGCCAAGCGGGGUUGUGCCACUCAUCCUCGGAGCAUUGCAGAGAGGGUCAGAAGAACCCGGAUUAGUGAAAGAAUGAGAAAAUUACAGGAGCUUGUCCCCAACAUGGACAAGCAAACCAACACAGCUGACAUGUUAGACUUGGCAGUGGACUACAUUAAAGACCUCCAAAAACAGGUCAAGAAUCUCAAGGAUGGUCAGGCUAACUGUACCUGUUCCAGCAAGUAGAAGCCAUGGUCAAGUCCUGUGGCUUCUGUGGAGAUAUAAAAGAAGAAACUAUGGCAGAGGAGAUAUUUAGCAAAGCUUUCUCUUUGUAGGACAACAGAGGUGGAAGAAGAAGAGGAGUAUUGUUGGGGUGGAGGUAUGGAGAAGAGAGAAAGGGGCUGCUAAGAAUUUCCAAUAGCAAAGAAAGAUCCAUGCCCACUAGUGCAACAAAAGCUACCGAUGAUGACAUAGAAAAGGGCCAAAACUGUAUAGCAUAUGUACCACAAAUUAGCUUUGUAAUGCAGUUUACUGGUUCAGUUGAGUACUAGAACCAAUUUAUCUGAAUUCCUCAGAAGAGUUAGCAGAGAGAAGAGAAAUACAAACCCCAUAAUGGGAGGAUAUAAAACUACAAUUUGGAAAGCAAAA